AUGAGUACAAUUCCUGACGAUCUUGCUGUAGCCUCUGAAUUUGCUGCCCAAGAUCUGCCUCCAGCUACCAUCGUCAAGGCAGAUCAAGCCGAGUCUUCCAAGGCUGUUGAUCCAGCUGCACCAUCCAACGUUGAGGCAGCACCCAAUUCUUCAUCUGUCAAAGCUGAAUCUAUGGAAUUAGACGAUACCCUUGAUAAAGCCAUUGCCGGAAAGACCGAGAAAGGAUACGAAAGCAGCGACAUUGACAUUUCAAGUGAUGAGGAAGGCAAUGCCAGCAGCGAUAGCAGUAGUGAUAGCAGCAGCAGUGACGAUGAUGACAAUGAUGAUGAUGAGGAGAUGGGAACCGCCACCAGCAAAAAGGCUAUGGGCGAUGAAGAUGAAGAACAAUACCCUGAUGGCAUAGUGAAGACUGCACAUGAAAUUGUAGAUAUUGUUGUGGAGAAGCCUCAAUUCGAAAUGACUGCUCAAACCGAAAUCAUCUUUGCUGGCACCAUCUUUCAAAUCAUUGAUAAUGUGAUUGUGAUCCACUGCAAACCACACAGCGAGUAUAGCACGCUGGAUCAAGGUUCAUUGUUGGUGUACGAGAAUAGAGAAGUCAUGGGUGAAGUAUUCGAGACAUUUGGGCCUGUUGCUCGCCCCUAUUAUUCUGUGCGAUUCAACGAUGCCAAGGAAAUCAAUCAGGAAUUCGCAAAAGUGGGCCAAGAUGUCUAUUUUGUUCCAAGCUAUCAAAAGACUCAAAUUGUGGAAACCGAGAAAUUGAGAAAAAUCAAGGGCACAGAUGCUAGUAACGUAUAUGACGAAGAAGUCGGUGAAGACGAAUUGGAGUUUUCUGAUGAUGAAAAGGAAAUGGAAUAUAAGCAGAGAAAAAACAGAGAAAAGAAGAUGAAAAGGAGAGGAUUACCAGUGGAUGAUAAGAAUAGACAGCAACAACAACAACAACAACAACAACAACAACAACAACAGCAUCCACCCCGUCAAAGAGGACAACAGAGAUAUCAACAGCGCAAAGCAGCAAGAGAUCUUCCUGAUGAUUUUGAUUCAGCAUUGGCUGCUUAUGAGCAGCAUGCACCUCCUCCUCCUCGUCAACAGCAAAGCUACGCUGAUUUGAUGGACGAUUAUAUGGGCGCUCCAUCCUCCACGCCUGCUGCUGCUCCCUCUUCUCAAUACUACCCUCCUCAGCAACAACAGCAGUAUCAACCUGUAGCCUCUCAACAACAAACGUAUCAAAGUCCAGCAGAUUUGGUAUCUGCAUUGUAUAAAUCGUAUGGCGGUACAUUGCCCACUCAAUUACCUAGCACUCUACCACAACAACAACAACCACAACCACAACCACAACCACAACAGCAGCAACCGUCUGCGCGUUCCUUAUUUUCGCAACCUCCACCACCAAUUUCAGAUUUGGAGAAAUCCAAUUAG
Mucor velutinosus is the source of this 1416-nucleotide messenger RNA. Its product is annotated as Allantoicase. NCBI's taxonomy places the organism in Eukaryota, Fungi, Mucoromycota, Mucoromycetes, Mucorales, Mucoraceae. Gene Ontology annotation, cellular component: sno(s)RNA-containing ribonucleoprotein complex. The record is from RefSeq and is a predicted model, not a curated record. The coding region runs from base 1 to 1416 and encodes 471 amino acids. Gene Ontology annotation, biological process: pseudouridine synthesis; ribosome biogenesis; box H/ACA snoRNP assembly. Gene Ontology annotation, molecular function: RNA binding. The transcript has 4 exons.